AUGUCCACCUCUGAGAAAGACGUCAAGGCGGACGUUACUGCCAACCCAUCCAUCGAGGUCGAGUAUGCGAGCGACCCUGAUAGAGGCGGAUUUGACCAAGCCGCCACUAAGAGACUCAUCCGCAAAAUCGACUGGACCCUGAUUCCUUUCCUUGCCCUCUUGUAUCUGCUGUCCUUCUUGGACCGCACCAACAUUGGCAAUGCUCGUCUCGCUGGUCUGGAAGCGGACCUCGGCAUGAAGGGUCUUGAUUACAACGUGGCUCUGUCCGUCUUUUUCCCCUGGUAUGUCGCUGCCGAAAUUCCCUCCAACUUGGCCAUGAAGCGCUUCCGCCCUUCCAUCUGGAUACCCUCCAUUAUGGUCGCUUGGGGUGUCUGCUGCACCCUUAUGGGUCUUGUCCACAACUACCCGGGACUAUUGGCCUCUCGCAUGGCUCUCGGUCUCGCCGAGGGUGGUUUGUUCCCCGGUAUCACCUACUACAUUACUAUGUGGUACCGACGCCAUGAGUGUGGUCUCCGCAUGGCCAUCUUCUUCUCUGCUGCCACCGCUGCCGGUGCUUUCGGAGGUCUUCUUGCUCGGGGUAUUGUUGAGAUGGAUGGAGUUGGAGGCAGGCCCGGUUGGGCUUGGAUUUUCAUCCUUGAGGGUAUCCUCACUCUCGCCGUUGCUAUCGCCGCCUUCUUCAUCAUGAAUGACUACCCUGCUACUGCUAAGUUCCUCACUGUUGCCGAGAAGGAGGAAGUCACUCGUCGCCUUGAGCAGGACCGUUCUGCGCUUGCCGACGAGUUUAGCAUGGUUUACUUCAAGGACGCUCUGAAAGACUGGAAGAUUUGGGUACAUAUGUUCAUCACCAUCGGAGUCUAUACUCCUCUGUACUCCUACUCCCUCUUCCUCCCCACGAUCGUCAGCGGAUUGGGUUACACCAAUGAGACGGCCCAGUUGAUGACUGUACCCCCUUAUAUCGUGGCCUGCGCCUGCUGUAUCGGCGGCGGGUGGUUGGCUGAUCGUCACCGCCAACGCGGUAUCUACAUGAUCUUCUUCUGUCUUGUUGGUAUGGCUGGCUUCAUCAUGCUUCUAUCUUCCCAGAGCAAUGGUGUCAAAUAUGCUGGUUGUUUCUUUGCUGCCUCCGGCAUCUACCCCAACGUCCCUCAAGGAGUCGCCUGGAACGGCAACAACAUUGGGGGUUCAGUCAAGCGGGGCGUUGGUAUUGCUAUGCAUGUCGGUUUCGGUAACCUUGGUGGUGCCAUCGCUGGUUUCCUCUACCAGGCCAAGGACAAACCCCACUACUACCCCGGCCAUGGCACGCUAUUAUCGACAUUGACCAUGUCCAUGUGCCUCUCUAUCUUUAUGACCCUUUACUUGCGUCGCGAGAACGCCCGCCGAGACCGCGAGUACAAGGACCCUGCUCAGUACACUGCCGAGGAGAGAGCCGCUGAACGCCACAAGGGUGACAAUGCUACCUUUUUCCGAUACACCGUCUAA
Molecule: messenger RNA, 1476 nt
Organism: Colletotrichum spaethianum
Lineage: Eukaryota; Fungi; Ascomycota; Sordariomycetes; Glomerellales; Glomerellaceae
Product: putative transporter
Exons: 6
Coding region: 1-1476 (491 amino acids)
Biological process (GO): transmembrane transport
Cellular component (GO): membrane
Molecular function (GO): transmembrane transporter activity
Source: RefSeq, a predicted model, not a curated record